AUGUCGGCGUCUGACAAGAAACCAUUGGUUCCGUCGUCUCAUAUAUCCAUCAAGAUCAAAAGUCAGGAUGACAUAUGUGUGUACUUCCGGAUUAAGAGGGACGUUGAGCUCCGUACAAUGAUGCAUGCAUAUUCCGCCAAAGUUGGACAGCAAAUGUCAUGUUUUAGGUUCCACUUCGAUGGAGUUAGGAUCAAACCCUAUCAUACUCCCAACGAGCUAGAGCUUGAAGACGGAGAUGAAAUCGACGCAUUAGUUGAACAAACGGCAGGGUUCAGCCAUAGUCAUCCUAUCUUAACGACAUAA
This is a messenger RNA of Camelina sativa (false flax), 303 nucleotides long. Its product is annotated as putative small ubiquitin-related modifier 7. Gene Ontology annotation, molecular function: protein binding. The record is from RefSeq and is a predicted model, not a curated record. Lineage: Eukaryota; Viridiplantae; Streptophyta; Magnoliopsida; Brassicales; Brassicaceae.